CGCCGCACACCACGCGCGGGGCCCACUUGUUCGCCGCUGGAUUGGGUUGUCAUUCGCGAGCGCGUUGCCGGUACGGCAACAUCGGGUGUAUUCGUCUACGGUUGAACGUGCUCACAGUUUCGUGUGCUCACCUUUCGAAGAAAUUUGCGGGAAGAAUCACGAACGCGGCACCAUCGAGAAACUUGAGGAAGAAAAUCAUUUUUCUACCGCAAAUAUUCAAAACAUCGAGUGGUAACAAACUGCUCCAGUGAUUGCAUCUCUCUCAUUCGACAUUAUCGAAAAAGUGCACCGCGCGUGAGAAUCAUAUCUUCGAUUAAGAAGGAACAUGUUCUGAAAGCGGCAACGCAAACUCUGUUGUUGUUUUUUUCAUCAGUGAUUCGGGAAACGAAAGCGAAAGAAUGACGACCGAGUCUUUGGCGCGCGAAGUGGACGCGCACAUCGUCACUAUUCUGUCGAGGUUAUCGGCCCUUCGGGAAAACAACAUCGAAGUCACUAACAGAAAAGCACCCAUGUCCAUCGAGGCUCGCAGUUUGGAGCUAUGGCGAGCGGUGGCCGUCGAAUGCUUGGCCACUUUUCUUUUCAGUCUGGUGAUAGCCGGCGCGGCUGUUUCUUCCGCCGUAUCCGGAAGUGGUCUCACCGUAUUAGCUACCGCUGUAGCUGCCGGAUUCGCCAUCGCCGCGAUUUUUUUCAUUUUCAACCAUAUAAGCGGUGGACACGUGAAUCCAGCGGUCUCGGUAUCGUUCGCUUUGUGCAGGCGAAUUUCCCCCCUUCGCGCGGUGCUCUAUAUAGCGGCACAAUGCGGUGGUGGCAUAGCUGGAGCGGCGAUGCUUUACGGAGUAACCAUGCCUUCAAAUACUCAGACUCUUACAUCCCCUAGUCGAUUAGUAGGCCCGAUUGAGAAGCUUUUGGUCGAGAUGGCACUAUCAGUGUUAAUCGUGCUAGCUCAUUUCUCCGCGGAUUCAUCUAGACUGCCGCCUGCGAUUUCAUCAAAAUCUUCUGCAGUUUUGGCUGCAGCUUAUACAGCGGCCACUCUUGUUUCCAGCCCUUUUCUGAAUCCAGCGCGCGCAUUGGGACCGGCUUUCGUGAUGAAUCGCUGGGAGAAUCACUGGGUGUACUGGGUAGGUCCGCUGUCGGGAGGCGCCGUGGCGGCUCUACUUCACGAAUACGUUCUGAGUCCCAAACGAACAAAGGACUCGCGCGAGAUAGACGAUGGCGACAACUCGUCCAUGAGAUCGGACGAGGACACCUACGAUGAUCUGGAUAAACCCAAUGCUCCUAAGUUCCCAGGCGCGUACGCGACCUAUCGCCCGGUCGCCGGUGCGUCGUCGUCGAUCUACAGCGCACCGCCGUCUGCGUUGGAGCGCGUCGAAUCCAUCUACGGUGGCACGAAGUCGCUCUACUGCAAAUCGCCGCCGUUGACGCGUGCUAAUUUGAAUCGCUCGCAGAGCGUCUAUGCAAAGUCGACGUCAGGUCCACGGGACGGUCUGAUGAUCCCGAAGCCGGGCCCGUUGGUGCCUGCGCAGAGCUUGUAUCCGAUCAGAUUGGGUCAGAACGGCUGUCAAAAUGGCUUAAACCGCGAGAAUCCGACCGGACCCGGCGCCGGCGUCGGCGGUCCGCCGACCCAAACGCAGAAUCACAACAGCACCAAUCAGAACAUGCAAAAUCAACUGCAGCAGUGCACGCAGAGCAUCUACGGCAUCCGCGGUAUCUCCACGAAUAUCAGCACCAGGGAGAACGGUAUCUACGGGGUGUCCACCGGAUCCAGCAUCUACGGUCGUGCACCGGCGCCACCGCCGAGCAGCCAGAAUUCGCAGCAAUCCACUCAAAGCGCUCAGUCUUCGAUACAGACUCACCCGCCGCCACCGCCGCCGCAGCAACAACAACAGCAACAACAGCACCAGAACGGACCGCUAUCGAGCAACUCGGAUAACGGAGCGAGUUCGAGACGGCCCGAAAGUAUGUACGGCCACGUGUCGAGACGUAGCGACGAUUCCGCAUACGGUAGCUAUCAGAGUUCCUCGCGGGGAAAUUAUGGCAAAGUACCCGGACCGCCGGGUCCGCCCAAUGGACCGCCGCAAUACCGCGACCAGGGUAGACCAAGCCCCGCUGGGCCUCUUCAGCAAAGUCAAAGCGUGCAGAGUAACUUCCAAAGAAACUCGCCGAAUCCUCAGUAUUGACUAUAGAAGCCAACAAUCGAUUGAAGAAGAAAGAUCGAGAACGCUACUGUUGAUCCGUAACGAAUUGUCUGAUUUCUCGCCAACAUAGAAUAGCGUUUCGGUAAAUAUUUUAUAAGAAUUUCAACAAAGACUUUAUUCUAGAUUUAUUCUAGAACUUUCCUUCAUAAUAUAAAAUAUAGUUGUAAGAUAUUAUUCACGACGGUCAGUUCUGAAAAAUAAUCCAUUUUUAUAUUUAUAAAUUGUACUUUGUUCUAUAAAACUAAAGUAAUAAUAAUAUACGAUUAGAUCAAUACUAUUUGUGUGAAGAGACACCAAUAUAUAUACACUCACCCGAAAAAAAAGCGGUACACUGAAAAUGUGGG
This is a messenger RNA of Linepithema humile (Argentine ant), 2539 nucleotides long. RefSeq names its product neurogenic protein big brain (gene bib). Lineage: Eukaryota; Metazoa; Arthropoda; Insecta; Hymenoptera; Formicidae. Gene Ontology annotation, molecular function: channel activity. The record is from RefSeq and is a predicted model, not a curated record. Gene Ontology annotation, cellular component: plasma membrane. Gene Ontology annotation, biological process: transmembrane transport.